CGCCUCCAACCGACUGCUUAUUACUUCUCCUCUUGCUCACCACUUCUGCUUUUCUCCCCGUUCCCUUUCUUUCUUUUCCUUCAUCACCAUUCCAUCUCGUCCACUCCUACUCCCUCCUUACCCUCCUCCUGCAACUCCCCCGUCGUCUCAACGGCGAGUCACCUUCUCACGACCGACCAAAGCCGAGCUCGACUUCCGAACACACCACAUUCUACGUCACCUCACACGAGCGCCUUACCGCUCAUCUGACGAGAUCACACACAAACACACACACACAUAUAACACCACUACACCGACAACCACCCAUCAUGCCUCAGAAGAAGAUCCGCUGCACCUUCAAGGAGUGCAAGGACGCAGCCCAGCGCAUCGUCGGCGACUGCGGUUUCUGCAACGGCCAUUUCUGCGGCAAGCACCGCCUCCUCGAAGACCACAAGUGCUCCGGUUUGGAAGACUGCAAGAAGCAGUCGCACGAGCGCAACGCCGCCCAGCUCGAGUCUGAGCGCACGCAGGUCAUCCGUGGAGUAUAGUCGCACCUUCAGCUAUCACGAGACCACAAUCUUCCCAUCGCAAGCACGAGUGGUUUACACCGCACUUUCUACGUUUUCGUCCAAGAUGCAGCGAGUCUCGACUUUCGCACAUCUUGUCACGGCUCGGAUUACGCCAGCAGCGACAAUGCAUACCGACAGACGCGAGACGGACUCAUAAUUGCACGUCCCCUUUCACACUUUGGGACCUCUGCACGAUGCGAAGGCUUCCCCUUAUUACACAGUUUCAGCGGCAUUUUAUAAGGUGCAGCCACAGCAAGCGGUAUCAGCAAUGGAUGGUGGCAAGCGCUCCUGUGUAAUUUCUUCCCAUCGUUGUCGAUACACGGAGCGACUCGUCGUCCCCGAAAGUUCUACAACCAACCAAGGGUUAUCAUGUUUCAAGCUUUUUAAGGAUAUUGUUUUAGGCUUUCUUACUUCCUCCCGCACGGCGUAAUGGCGUUAUUUCGGCUCAUCGAGCGGCCGCCAAAGGAAGAGAACUGGCCGCCAGAAUCAACUUUACUAUCAAAUUUCAAACCCCAUUCCACGUUCCAUAUGUUCGCUUGUCUAUUACUCUCAUUUGUGAUCAUUGAGUUUUAACUAUCUCGUAUCGGUCGCCAACGCGCCGCACGU
This is a messenger RNA of Colletotrichum destructivum, 1154 nucleotides long. Its product is annotated as Putative Zinc finger, AN1-type, AN1-like Zinc finger. The transcript has 2 exons. Lineage: Eukaryota; Fungi; Ascomycota; Sordariomycetes; Glomerellales; Glomerellaceae. Bases 309 to 527 code for a protein of 72 amino acids. Gene Ontology annotation, molecular function: zinc ion binding. The record is from RefSeq and is a predicted model, not a curated record.